Sphaerodactylus townsendi is the source of this 4684-nucleotide messenger RNA. RefSeq names its product signal transducing adaptor molecule 2 (gene STAM2). Gene Ontology annotation, cellular component: endocytic vesicle. NCBI's taxonomy places the organism in Eukaryota, Metazoa, Chordata, Lepidosauria, Squamata, Sphaerodactylidae. The transcript is spliced from 14 exons. Gene Ontology annotation, biological process: signal transduction. The coding region runs from base 154 to 1713 and encodes 519 amino acids. The record is from RefSeq and is a predicted model, not a curated record. Gene Ontology annotation, molecular function: ubiquitin binding; phosphatidylinositol binding.
AGACGGAGAGGAGGGGCGGGGUCGAGGGUUUGCUGCGCACUGGGUCUCUACCUCAGCCGGGACAACAACAGCCGCCGAAGCGAAGCGAGUCGGUGACAGAAGCCUCGGAGGGUCGUUGCUGCUGCAGCCGCCGUCCCCAUUCCCGUCGGCGCCAUGCCGCUCUUCUCCGCCAAUCCCUUCGACCAGGAUGUCGAAAAGGCUACAAAUGAGUACAACACUUCCGAAGACUGGGGUCUUAUUAUGGAUAUAUGUGACAAAGUUGGUAGCACUCCAAAUGGAGCAAAAGACUGCCUUAAAGCCAUUUUGAAGAGAGUCAAUCACAAAAUACCCCAUGUUGCUCUACAGGCACUGACCUUACUAGGAGCCUGUGUUUCAAACUGUGGAAAGAUUUUCCACUUAGAAAUCUGUUCACGCGAUUUUGCCAGCGAAGCACGUGUAAUAAUAAACAAGGCUCAUCCUAAAGUAUGUGAAAAAUUAAAAGCUUUAUUAGUAGAAUGGUCAGAUGAAUUUCAGAAAGAUCCACAGUUUAGUCUGAUAUCAGCAACUGUUAAAUCCCUUAAGGAAGAAGGAAUUACCUUUCCGACAAAUGUAUCACAGCAGGGUAUCUCAACUGCUGCCAAGAAUGGUGUCUCAUCAGACAAGAACAAAGAGGAUGAAGAUAUUGCUAAAGCAAUUGAAUUAUCUUUGCAAGAACAAAAGCAGCAACCAAUGGAAACAAAAUCUUUAUACCCACCUGUAGAAGUUCAGCAGAACAAUCAGAAAAUCUCAAGGAAGGUGCGAGCUUUGUAUGACUUCGAAGCCGUCGAGGACAACGAACUCACCUUUAAGACUGGCGACAUUAUUAUGGUUUUGGAUGACAGUGAUGCCAACUGGUGGAAAGGAGAAAAUCAAAGAGGAAUAGGAUUGUUCCCGUCUAAUUUUGUGACCUCUAACUUAAAUGAUGAGCUUGAGUCAGCAGCAGCAGUGGAUAAACCCUCUUCUCCUGAAAAUACUACAGAGGAAAUUGCAAAAGCUGAGCCUGAACCAGUUUGUAUAGAUGAGGGUAAAAUGGAUAAGGCGUUACAGAUACUUCAGAGUAUAGAUCCAACAGAUCCUAAGCCUGAUUCUUCUGAUCUUCUGGAUUUAGAAGAUGUCUGUCAACAGAUGGGUCCUAUGAUAGAUGAAAAACUGGAAGAAAUUGAUAGGAAGCAUUCAGAGCUGUCAGAACUAAAUGUUAAAGUGAUGGAAGCCCUGGAAAUGUACAACAAACUAAUGAAUGAAGCUCCUUUGUAUUCCACGUACUCAAAGAUGCAUUCGUCCACACAUUACCCACCAACAACAGCUGGUGUUCCAGUUCAGCCAUAUCCCCUCCAUGUUCACAGUGGGAGCUAUUUGGUUCAAGGUGUUCCUCAAGGAUACAACCCUGGAAGUGAUCAGAUUGGACUGCUGAGGUCCUUGCCUCCAACUAUCAAUUCAUCAGUAGCAUCUCAGCCUGCUCAGGCAGCUUAUCUAAGCACUGGUGUAGAGUCUGUGUCCAGCCCUGCUUAUGUGAACCAGAAUUCUUGCCUUCCACUGCCUAGAACAGUCCCUUAUACCCAACCAAUGAGCCUGCCUAUGGAUAUGCUAGCCUAUCAGAACACUCCUUCCAGUUUGCCUCAAGGAACAUGCUAUCCAGCAGUUCCGGUUCAUUCACUUCCACAGCAGCAAACGAAUUACCAGCAGCCGCUUCUGUGAAAAUGCAGAGUCUAUUCCCGAAAACAGUUUCUGAGGUUGCUGACCGCUGUCAUUUAAAUUGCCCUUCAUUGAUCUAAAAGGUUAUUUCUGCUCAAGGGGAAAGAUAACCAAGCAAUUUCAAAGGAAAACUUAGUUCAAGUUUUAACUGUUUUUUUCCUGCAUAGCUGUUUAGACAAGGUGGGAUGAUAAUGUAUUUUUUUUUCUUUUCAAAGAUGGCCUUUAAACCUUGGCUUGUGUAGCCUUCUGUCUCUCCUUCUCCCUGUUUACAAUGAAACCUCCAUAAAAGUAACUUUUCCUUUCAUAAGAGGGGAUAGUGCAAGGCAAGUUUAUAUAUGCAGUCUUCCUCUUCGUUCUUUCCAGACAUUAUUAAUGCUGCUGUUUUUAUAGAACCUUUAAAUUUGGAGUGCUGUCCCGAAACUCAAUUUAUUUAGGUAAUUUGCUUUCCCCAGUUUGCACCCUCUGCUAGAUCAUCUUAACAGAUUGCUUUUUUAUGAUUGUACAAUAAAGCCGUUGUGAACUCGGGGGAAGGAAAUCUUGACUGACAGAGGAAGUUAAUAGCCUUUCUGGCUUUUGCCAUCUUGGAUUGCUCGUUUUUCAUUGGCACUGGCUCUGUUUAUUCCGUGAAGCUGUCUUUAUCCCCAGUGCAAGGGAAGAAAGGGUCUUGCUUCCCCUGCCUCUUUAAUUUUCUAAGGACAGGCUGCCCUAUUGAAACAACCUUCUUCACUUCUCUCUCUCAGCUUUCCUUUCACUUUACCACACUGAAAGAGCAGUUCUUGUUGCAGAGAUAUGCCUGUAUCAUGGGUUAAUAAUAGCAGAGGCCCACAAUCAGAAGUCCUUUUGGCCUCAAGUAUCAAAUAAAUGCUGAGCAGAAUAGGAAUUUAGACGUUUACCCCAGUAGUGUGAACAGCUGGACUGAACUUACAGAAAAGGGAAAGAGCCUCUGUUCUUUUAUCUUUGGGCUUCUCUCCUUGCUGUCCGUUUGCUUAUUGAGUUUUGUAACACUGAGUUCACACACACGUUUAACACUUACAUGUAGCUGAUCUGUACUCUGGAUGGGGUGACCAGUGGGAAGCAAAGAAUAAUGACUAAAUGUGUGAAAAUCUAAAGGUGUUUAUAUGCUGUGUAUAUGCUGAUUCCCGCAGUGUAUGUUGUCUGCCCUAUGAACGUGUGCUAACUUUGCAGUGAGGUAAAAUGUGUGUUCAAAUCGAAACUGGCUGUUCAAUGGCUUUGUGACUUCCUAUACUGGUGCUAACUAAGACUGUUCAGAAGCAUGGGCACAGUCAGAUGAAGCUUCAUAUUGGACCAACAUACGUCUGUGUCUUGUUUAAAAAGUUUUGUGAAAAUCAGUCUGUGGGCUUUCUGUGUGCAAUCGAGAAAAAAAAGACACAGAAGACUUUCUUUCCUUUUUCUGUCCAGCGAUGAUCUAGAAUGGCUGAAUGAAACAGAUAUACACAUAAUUUCUUUAUUUAAGACUGAGGAUUCAUUUUUAAAGCGUGCUCUUUAGAAAAUUUAUUUAGAGCACAGUUUGUCUGUUUCCUGUCACCGUGAACAUUUUAUAAGCAAAUUGAAGACUUUGGGGAAAGUGUCUAGAGCUAAUCAAGAGUUUUUAUUGAUCAGAAUCUUUGAUACUACAUUAAGUGGUGCCCAAUAUCUGACUGAUGUUGAGUUGAAACAACUUUUUUCCAUCAUAAUCUUUAUAUAUAUAUAUAUAAUACAUAUAUAAAUAGUGUGUGUGUAUAUAUAUUCACUUAUCUGAAACUUUAUAUACAAUUACAUAUGUAUAUUCAUUCUCUAAAAAUCACUGAAAUUUUAUAUGUGUCUGCAUUUGGCAUUAUUGCUAGUUGCUGUAAUCUUACAAUGCACUUCUGCAGGUUGUAAAUAUGUACAAAUUUUGAUGUUGAGACUGUAUUUAGUGUUUUGGUGUUGAUGGGAUCAUCUCUGUCCCUCUUCCCUUUUCUAAACUACAUCAUUAUUUAUUGCUAAGGUGUGAUCAUAGUUAUGCUGCCAAAGGAACUCACGAAAGUUUUCCAUAGUUGGGGCCCUGACUCCAUUGGCAUCAGUGAGAAUUAAGUCAUUGAUUUGAAUGGAGUUGAGAAUGUGCUACAGGCUUACACCUAUUUUUAUAUUUUAAAAAAGAAGCAGUAAAUUUUUCAUAUAAAUUAACUGUUUGAAUAGAAAUGUCUGGCAGUUUGUAAUAGUAGUGUAUUGCAGUAUGUUUCAUGGCUGUCUAAAGCAGGGCAUGCUUUUUGUUUGCAGUUCAUUUGCCACCUUAAAUUGUACAAAAAUUAAUCCCUUCUUACCACUCAAAUGUUGCCCAUGAGAAUGUUCAAUCUCUAAUAUAUCCCUGAAUCAGAUAUUUUGGGAGCAAGCCCUUUUAUAAACGCGCCCUGUGUGUUUUUGUGUGUUGACUGACUUUUGGUUCGCCUGCUGUUCAUGUUUUGUUGUCUUCUGCAGUUGCCUAACAAAAGGCUGCGAAUUAAGGGGUGGCCGUGUCAUGUUAGUUCUGAGGUUUUUCUGCUGAAUACUUUCCUGUCCUUAUCUGCAUCAUUCAAUUCUCAUGGAAAACGUGUCACAGUUCAAAGCCUAGGCAGAUUUUGUUACAAUAAAUGUAGUGUGUAAAAGACUUUUCCCCUGGAAUAGUUUUCAUUCCUGUUUGGGGCAAAUGUGCAUGAAAACUGGAUUAAGUUAUUUUUUUUUCUUUUGAGCUAAUUGGUGGAAGGAAAGACGAAUAUUGCAGAGUUUUGGAAUGCCUUCUAAGGACUUUCUCUGUGCUAUAGAAGUUUGUUGGAAGUUCAAACUACAAAGUACGUUCUUUUCUACAACAAACUGGCUAAGCUGUUUUUACACAAGCUGCUAUCAUCCGGCAACGUCGACUAUUAAAAGUUUGGGAUUUGAUCAUACAAAAAUUUACCUGGCCCUUGCCUACCUGUUUGCGCAGACUUGUGCGAAUAAAACUUACUUAUUUGACAAA